Molecule: messenger RNA, 2772 nt
Organism: Aspergillus tanneri
Lineage: Eukaryota; Fungi; Ascomycota; Eurotiomycetes; Eurotiales; Aspergillaceae
Exons: 1
Coding region: 1-2772 (923 amino acids)
Biological process (GO): translational elongation
Molecular function (GO): GTP binding; translation elongation factor activity; GTPase activity
Source: RefSeq, a predicted model, not a curated record
AUGGCUUCCAUCUUCACUUACGACCCUGACCCGCCCAGGGUCUCCUCGCCAUGGUCUACUUCUGGGUCGUCCACUCCACAGUUGACUGGGAGUGGCGCCCGCAUAGCGAUUCGGACUCGCUCCAGCACAAAUUUGAACCAAGCAGAUGCCGAUGUCUUAUCGGAUUAUGGCAUCAUAAAGUUGGAGCCAGAGCCGCAGGAAGGACCAACAGAGUACAAGCUUCAUCUCCUGUUGCGUCCUCGACGUUUGUACGCAUCAAUGUCCACAGGCCACCUCGUGGGUGGCUCAUAUCAUUCCCGUGCGAGCUUGUCGACUUCUGGACCGACACCUUCAAGCUAUGAGUCGCAAUUGAAGCCGCCCCAAACUCGCUCGACCCAGAGUCGCCAGCAACGACUGCAGCAAUUGACAACCCAGUUGUUAUGGCGCCUACAGCAGUCUUCGCCGUUUCAUUCUUCUACCGCUGCCAAUCUUGUGCUUCCCGUUCUCCCGGAAGCGACAGCUGAACUGGAGACUCCGCAGAAACCGGCUCGCUUGCUUCCUGGCCUUGAAGAGAGCCAAGGCGCUCUGUAUGAAAUUGGCAUCGCCGACGAUGGAACCUUCGUUGGAUUAGCCCAAGACGAACUGGAGGAAAGUCUCUCUAACUUACAAGUCAUGGCUGCCAGUCUAGGCUGCAAGGUCCAGAUUCUCCGACGGGUAAUUGUAGGAAAGUGUGAAUGGACAGACGACGUGUGUGCUGGAGAUAAUGACGGUGCGAAGCACCAUACAGGACAUCUCUGGGUUGCCGAAGCGCUGGUGAGUCCCGAUUGGGAUUAUUACCACGUUCGAUCGCCCAGAAAGAACUCCCACGAAGGAAUCUCUCCAUCUGGAAAACAAAAAUCGGAUGUUUUACGCGAGGGAGGCUUCUCCACAACAGAGCAAAUUCGCGUCUCCAUCUCAGGACCUAGUACGGCCGGCAAAUCAUCACUUGUAGGUACUUUGACUUCGUCCGUACUUGACAAUGGAAGAGGAACCAGCCGACUUAGCCUACUAAAGCACCGCCAUGAGAUCUCCUCCGGAAUCACGAGCUCUGUUGCUCAUGAGCUAAUUGGAUACGCUCCCAAUAGUACGUCAGCGUACAGCGUCGAUAUAAUCAACUAUGCAUCAGGCAAUGUUGCAGCAUGGGAUGAUGUGCAUGCAGCCUCACAAGGUGGCCGCCUGGCAUUCGUCUCUGAUCUCCCAGGCUCGGUGCGAUACUUAAAGUCUACACUGCGUGGUUUGGUUAGCUGGGCACCGCAUUAUGCGCUGCUGUGUAUUCCUGCCAAUUGUGAUGAUGAUACCUCGCCGGAGUUUGGAAACAGCGGUGCUGAGCACACGACUGAUAUCAAACUAGCCUUGUCACAUCUUGACCUGUGCGUCAAGUUAAAUACCCCUAUCAUUGUGGUAAUCACUAAGAUGGAUUUGGCAUCUCGCACGAGCUUGAGAAACACACUUACAAGAGUACUCUCUGAGCUGAAGGCUUGUGGCAAGAAGCCUGUAAUGCUACCUGCUCAGUCAAUCGCAUAUGAUAAGACCGUGGACCUGCAGCAUUUAAAAUCAAACGAUGGCCUAGAAGUACGGAAGAUUAUUGAUACAACAGAUAACUGGCUGUCUACGGUCCCUAUAUGUCUUACGAGCGCUGUUGACGGAUCAGGUAUUGGCAAAUUGCAUGCGCUCCUUCGGUAUCUUCCCAUACCUACCAGGCCGCCACUUAGGACAGUAUCCAGCGUAAAGUCAAUCCCACCGCCACAUCUUCCCAUGAAUGUAUUCGACGUUGACGAAGUGUUUGCUAUUCCCCCAUCGAAAGUCUACUCCGUUUCCUCGGAAGAGCUUCAUAAGGAAAAUCAUGGCAUGGUUCUGUGUGGUCUAGUGCGCUAUGGGGCUAUCUCAAUAGGAGACGAAAUGGUUAUCGGACCGCUCCCAGCCAAUACACCACCCGAGCAAGGAGCUCGAUACCGACAAGAGCGGCGACCCGAUAUGCAGCCACAGGAUGAUUCUGGUCAAAGCCGGCCGCCCUCGAGGGACUUCUCUUCCUCUUUCGUCCAAGGACUCCUUUCCGGCAAGGCUCCUUUUCCUGCUCAAGCCCAUUGGCAGCGUGUCCGUGUUGUCAGCGUUCGAAAUCUCCGACUGCCAGUACAAAAAUUAAUACAGGACCAAGUGGGCACAGUCGGAGUCGAGCCGCUCCCUUCUAACCAAGUGGGACAGUCGGCGCGACUCGGCAAGGUUCGCAAAGGAACUGUGUUGGCCAGUUUUGGAGCAUCUGCCACGUCCAUCUCUAAGUCCCUCUUGUUUCACACUGGGUUUGUUGCUAGCUUUGCGUCAAGUGAAUUCGCUUCUUCGUUGUCACCCCCGUUGCUUUUGGGUGGCAAUGCAAUCGUCUAUAUUGCAAACGUUCGAUCAACCGUGAAGGUGACGUGCAUGGCGCUUGCCGGAGAUGAUAUCGUCUCGAGACCACCGUCUCCAGCAGAGCCUGAAUUCUUCGAUUUUGAUGGUGAUAUUGCUGAUCGCGAACGGGAUGGUGAGUCAGAAGUGAACCAGAUGAUCUGUUCCUCUAGAAGUGCCGCUCAAGAGGAGGUGAACAUCACAUUUUCAUUUGUCACGUCUGUGGAAUGGAUUGAAAUUGGCUCCCGGGUGCUCCUUAUGCCUGGAGCUUCGUCUGCAUUGGCCUCUGCGCACAAUCCUACUUCACCGUCGGGACUCGAAGGUUUUGUAGGGAGAGUGUGCGAUGUGCUUCAUUCUGAGACUACUAAGUCCUGA